UGGUGACACAAUCAAAAUAGACACUUUCAUUUACGUACGUGGAUAUCGGGAAGCGAUCGGGAAAACUAGUGCUCAACUAAAGACCGAUUUUCCGUUCUAUUGCGCGUACUUUGUACACAAAAUUAUGUUAAUUGAUUAAAAGUGCAUUUGUCAUUGUGUAGUGUGCUCCUUGAGAAGUGUGGGAUUGACCGGUAAAUAGCAACAGGAGAACAGAAGUUACUUUUUUGAGGCGUAAAGCAACGUUGGGUGACGCAAACCAACUAAAAGCAUGAAUCCGCAACUGGCGUAUGGGCAGUAUCCGCCGCAAAGCUGGCCACAACCACAAGUUGCCCCACAGGCGGGAGGACCCCCACCAGUGGCGAUGCCAAGCAUGAAUGGAACACAACCCAAUAAUCAACUGGCCAACCAGAUGCAGAAUAUGUCUAUAGCGGGCCCUCCGCUACCUCAACAGGGUCCUCCGAAAAUGGGUGUGCCGAAUGUGAAUGGUCCAACUGUAGGAGCGCCACCACCGUCGAGUUUUCCUUCGAACCAACAGCCUCCUAUGGUACGGCCACCUUCGACCGGCGGUCAAGUACCGGGCGGAUAUGCCCCGCCACCAGCUCAACAACAACCACCACAACCAGGGCCGCCUAUGAUGAGCAAUGGACCGGCAGGGCCACCUCCGCCCGGUGCUGUUAGACCUCCGGCACCAACACCUGGAGCAUAUGGUCAAACAAAUGGCCAACAAAUGGCUCCUCCCAGUCAGCAGUUUGGAGGCUCGGUGCCACCAAUGUCAGGGCCACCACGUCCUGGACAACCCUAUCCACCUCAGUCAGCCGGUUUUCAGCAACAGCAGCCUGGUGGAGCUCCGCCACCGCAAACACAGCCCGGUGGCCCGUACGGAGCACCCCCUGGAGGUGUUUCGGCGGCCCAGCCACAGCAACAAUUCCCCGGACCACCGAUGCCGGGACAGCCAAUGCCGCCACAGCAGCAACAGCAGCAGCAGCAGCAGCAGCCACCCCAAGGUUAUCCUCCACAGAUGUCGGGACAGAUGCCCCCGAUGGGUGGUCAAAUGCCUCCUAGAGGUUAUAAUCAAAUGCCGCCUGCAGCGGGAUAUAAUCAGAUGGCUCCAAUGACCGGUCAGCCCCAGCCGCAACAGCACCAGCAGCAGCAACAGCAGCAUCCGCUUCAUCAACACCAACAGCCACAGUACCAUCAGGGAGGGCCAGGCAUGAUGGGAGGUCACUAUCCUGCACCUCCACCGGUGCCACAGCAGAAGCGCCUCGAUCCAGAAUCCAUGCCCAAUCCCAUCCAGGUGAUGGCCGAGAAUCAGGAAAGCUGUGGUGGGAUUUUCGCCACCAGCCAGCCCGGGCAACUGCCGCCGCUCGUGACGACCCAGUUCGUUACCCAGGACCAGGGCAACGCAAACCCGCGCUUUGUCCGUUCGACGAUGUACAACAUUCCGCAAACGGCUGACAUGAUGAAGCAAAGUGCUGUCCCGUUUGCGCUCAUUAUCUCCCCAUUCGCACGCCAGGCCGAGGGUGAGCUACCGAUACCGAUCGUGGACUUUGGUGAGAUGGGUCCAAUCCGGUGCAUCCGCUGCAAAGCGUACAUCUGCUCGACGAUGCAGUUCCUGGACGGUGGUCGCCGGUUCCAGUGUCAAUUCUGCAAGGCAACGACCGAGGUGCCCCCGGGUUACUUCCAGCACCUCGAUCACACGGGUCAGCGGAUGGAUAAGUACGAGCGGCCGGAGCUAAUGCUCGGAACGUACGAGUUUGUCGCGACAAAGGAAUACUGUCGCAACAAUAAACCACCGAAACCACCAGCCAUGGUGUUUCUGAUCGACGUGUCGUACAACAACGUCAAGUCCGGGCUGGUGCAGUUGCUGUGUGCGGAGAUGAAGCACAUCAUCCGCAACCUGCCGGUCGAUGUGAACGCGCAGCGUACAUCGAUGAAGGUCGGCUUUAUCACGUACAACAGCUCGGUGCACUUUUACAAUCUGAAAAGUUCGCUCGCCCAGCCCCAGAUGAUGGUGGUGGGUGAUUUGCAGGAGAUGUUCAUGCCGCUGCUCGACGGAUUCCUGGUCGAUCCGGAAGAAUCGGCCACCGUGAUCGAUGCACUGAUGGACCAAAUCCCUAAGAUGUUUGGUGAUACGCGCGAAACGGAAACAAUUCUGCUGCCCGCGCUGCAAGCCGGUCUCGAGGCGCUAAAAGCGUCCGAAUGCGUUGGCAAGCUGUACGUGUUCCAUUCGUCGCUACCGAAUGCGGAAGCUCCCGGCAAGCUGAAGAUACGCGACGACCGUAAACUGCUCGGUACGGAUAAGGAAAAAACGGUUCUCACGCCGCAAUCGACGGUGUACAAUAUGCUGGCGCAGGAUUGCGUUGGUGCCGGCGUUUCGGUGGAUUUGUUUGCGUUCAACAAUGCGUACAUCGAUCUGGCUACGAUCGGACAGGUUGCGCGGUUGACUGGUGGCGAAGUCUACAAAUACACCUAUUUCCAGGCGGACAUCGAUGGUAGGCGGAUGGUGAACGAUCUGUUGAAAAACAUUUCUCGCCCGAUCGCAUUCGAUGCGGUGAUGCGCGUGCGUACCUCCACCGGUGUGCGUGCCACCGACUUUUACGGUCACUUCUUUAUGACCAACACGAAGGACAUUGAGAUUGCCAGCAUUGACUGCGACAAGUCCGUUUCGGUAGAAAUCAAGCACGACGAUAAGCUGACGGACGAGUUGGUAUUCAUUCAGGUAGCCCUACUGUACACCUCGUGCUCGGGCGUCCGCCGGCUACGCGUACACAACCUGACGCUCAAGAUGUGCACCUCGCUGUUGGAUUUGUUCCGCUGCUGCGACCUCGACACAACGCUGCUGUACUUUGCCAAGCAGGGUCUCACCAAGCUGAUGGACAACAAUCCGAAGGCGGUGAAGGAUGCGAUCGUGCACCGGGCGGUACAGCUGCUCGCCUGCUACCGGAAGCAUUGCGCUUCGCCGACCUCGUCGGGGCAGUUAAUUUUGCCCGAGGGUAUGAAACUGUUGCCACUGUACGUGAACUGCCUGCUGAAGAAUGACGCAUUCUCGGGCGGUUCGGACAUUUCAAUCGAUGAUCGUUCGUACGUCAUCUACUACGUGAUGACGAUGGAUCUGCCCACCUCGGUGCACUAUUUCUAUCCGCGCUUGAUCCCGUUGCACGACGUGAAUGUCGAGGCUGAUACCGUCCCAGCGGCCAUUCGUUGUACCGGCGAUAAGAUGCACGAGGACGGUGCUUACAUUUUGGAAAACGGUGUUCAUAUGUUCUUGUGGCUAGGAUUGUCACUGUCGCCCGAGUUCACGCAGUCGGUGUUCGGUGCGCAGUGCACCCAGCAGAUUGACACCGAUCGUACGGGUUUGCCAGUAUUUGAUAAUCCUCUCUCCAAGCGUGUACGGGGUAUUGUAGAAAAAAUACAAAACCAGAAGCGUCGCUGCAUGCGUCUAACGCUUGUAAAGCAACGCGACAAGCUGGAAAGUGUGCUGCGCCACUUUUUGGUUGAGGAUCGUGGCACCAGCGAUGGGUCCGUCAGUUACGUAGACUUCCUCUGCCACGUGCACAAAGAGAUUCGGCAAAUGUUGAGCUAGCUGGCCAACACCACCACCACCCGCAGCGGCAAUAUAGCAAGCAGUUUUUUCUCCGGAGGAAGGUUUAGAUUUAAUAACAACUGCAAUGGCAAUGGCAACGGUAGCAACACAACCGUUACAGCUACAUCUACUAUUAAUGCUACUUACAAUACUACACGCAACACUGCUGCUACCAUGGCCAGCUGUAUCCAUCCCGGCAGUGAACGUUCGAAGGAUGCAGCAAAUGGCAAUGCAUCCAUGGAUGUGCACGGCAGAAAGGAUCCACUCACUACUGCUGGGCCGGAACAGCAGCAGCAACAUAACCGGUCAAUGGCGGGCACGUGCUGUACGGUGCCACCGAACAGUCGUUCAAAAUUUAUGAGUACAACACGCUGCGAUGGGUACGUCGGGAGUCGCAUCGCGUCCCGCUACGACGAGGAUGAGGAGGAGGAGGACGACGAGGGCGGCGGUGAGGAGGUGGAUCCCGACGGUACCAUACCGGAGGAAGACGAAGAGCUGGAAGAGCAGGAAAGCAAUGCGGUAAAUUACCAUCCAGUGUGGCACCAUCGGAGGAGCCCUACUGUUAUCGCUCCAAGAGAGGAAGUUCGCGGCAGCGUUUCGCAGAAUCGCACCCGUGCCAAUCGUUAUCGGCGCGCCUUCGGUGGCAGAUGGUAGAGGGUAUAAGUCCGUCGUUCGUUCCGAGCGCGAUCAUCAGCCGGUGAGAAAAGGGGUUUGGUGUUUUGUAUUGAGUACUUCUUCUUCAUAAAUUAGUUACCUCUACGGCUUUGUUUGUUAAUACUUUUUCGCAGUUUUAGAACAAUCAGAUUUAUUUGCUCGGUCUUAUGUUGGUGCCUCAGGUUCACGCUUCUUCCAUCUGGCCUUUUGCAUCCUUUUGUUAUAUUUAAUUAUGUUUUUAGUCCCACGGGGUGGUAUUAUCAUAGGGAUGCAAUUUGAUUUAAUCAUUAUUAUUCAAAACGAACGCCAUCAUAUAAUGGGCUACAAUUGCAUGCAGAAUAGCGAUCGAUCGGUUGAUGAAGAUGCAUGGCCGCCACGUUUACCAUCAGCAGCUGUUGGCCACCCCCCAAAAAAGGCUAUACUUUCGGAAAGGUGCACACAGACACACGUGUAACGAUUGUAUGUUGAUAUCACUUUAUGAAUCCAAUGGUAUAUUAUAAAUAGCGAAAUAUAUAUACAAUUAUCUCUUUAACUGAA
Messenger RNA from Anopheles stephensi (Asian malaria mosquito), 4774 nucleotides. It is a transcript of the gene Sec24CD, whose product is annotated as protein transport protein Sec24D. Gene Ontology annotation, molecular function: zinc ion binding; SNARE binding. The record is from RefSeq and is a predicted model, not a curated record. Gene Ontology annotation, biological process: COPII-coated vesicle cargo loading; intracellular protein transport; endoplasmic reticulum to Golgi vesicle-mediated transport. The coding region runs from base 269 to 3583 and encodes 1104 amino acids. Gene Ontology annotation, cellular component: endoplasmic reticulum exit site; COPII vesicle coat. The transcript has 8 exons. NCBI's taxonomy places the organism in Eukaryota, Metazoa, Arthropoda, Insecta, Diptera, Culicidae.